Coffea arabica (coffee) is the source of this 1122-nucleotide messenger RNA. Lineage: Eukaryota; Viridiplantae; Streptophyta; Magnoliopsida; Gentianales; Rubiaceae. The record is from RefSeq and is a predicted model, not a curated record.
GCAUGAAAAUUCGAUAAAUUUUGUGUAGGAUAACUUUAAUUCUUGAGAAUAAACAAUUGGAGAUGCGGAUAAUUAAGUUAAUCGCUAUAUAAUGUUAGGAACCUUAAUAUUUAAGUUUAAUCGAUAUUUAUUCGAUAAAAAUGGUUAAGUAUAUUGGGAGGGGUUAUUAGGCGUUCAAAUCACCCUUGAGGAUAAAUUUGAGAAAUUAAGUUGAGAUUAGGAAACCAAGUGAAAAGACCAAAAGACCUUACAAUUCCAUGCGAAACCAAACGACCCUUAUGACAAAUUCCCAUCACCGCAACUUCGACCAAUUGCAUUUUAACCAAUUCGAUACGCAACCUUUCGUAAACCGCGGCACCACAAAACCACUUGAUCAAAUUCACACUACAUCUCACAACCAUUUCAGCCGACUCUUUCUCUGCACAAACCAAAGUCGAAAUCAACUUCACUCCAAAUACCACUCUACUCUUUCAUUCUUGAUUCACAACAAAACCUCAUUUCUUCCCUGCCUUGACCGAGAGCACCGAGAGAGGGAGAGAGCUGCCGGAAACUUCUUGGAUUCAGCCGUGAGUUGGAGCAAAGCCAGGGAAGGGAAUCUGCCGGAAGCUUCACCAAUUCUACCUUCAUCCACAACCCUUUUCAGCCGCAACUCCAAACCAGAAUCACCAUCUGCACUUGGCCGAGAGCUAGGAAGGAAAUUUCUGGAAUUUCGUGUGAAAGAUUGGUUGCUAGCUGAGGAUAUUGCGAGGAAGCGGAAUUCGAUUCCCAACUUGACAUCUGAACUUCACUCUUGGUUCUGGAAACUGAAAGUUGGAUGCUUACUUAAGUUUUCCUUUUGGAUUGUAUUUGAAUGCUAUAACUUAUUCUGUGGGCUGUAAUGUGUUAUUGAGAUAAUGCACUUUUCUUUUGGGUUGCCACUUGAAACGGGAAAAUGGGUAAACCCUAAUUCGAUUACUUGGCCUGUAAAUUUGUAAUAGAGAUUUAUGUAUUUAUCUACCCGGAUUGGUACGACUUUAUAUUUUGGUACGUAGCACGUGGGAUGUUUAAGAGCCUCGACUGGCUAAUUUAUCUCUGCUAUCUCUGAAGUUAAGUUGGAUGUAAGGAUGAUCUUAUUCGGGAAAA